GGAUUUCCUUCCCUUCUCCUUGCACGCAUCUCCUCGCCGCCCAGCUCCGUUCAUCCUCCUCCUCCUCUUGAUUUUGACUCCGCUUGGAAGAAGCAGCCAUGUCUCGGCAGUCCGUCUGCAGAAGCUUUGGUGGGGGGAGCAGAAGGGGCUACAGCUCUUGCUCUGCCAUUGGCGGUGGCUUUGGAGGAGGUGGUGGCAGAAGCAGGAGCAGCUACAGCUCGUUCUCUAUGUCCAGGGGAUAUGGAGGUGGUGGACGUUGUGGAGGCUUUGGCAGCAGGAGCCUCCAUAACUUGGGGAGCGGUGGAAGGAUUGCCAUGGGUGGAUGCUACGGCGGUGGAGGCUAUGGUGGCAGAAUGGGUGGCUUUAGUGGAGGCUAUGGAGGGCUAGGCAGCUACGGAGGAGGAAUGGGCGGAGGAGGAAUGGGCGGCUUUGGUGGAGGAAUGGGCGGCGGUGGUGGAAUGGGUGGCUUUGGUGGAGGGAUGGGUGGCUAUGGUGGAGGAAUGGGUGGUGGAGGAAUGGGUGGCUAUGGUGGCCCAGGCUUCGGCUUUGGUGGCCCUGGUAGAGGUGGCCCUGGCAUCCAGCCUGUGCAGGUCGACCCAACCCUGCUACAGCCAGUCCACGUUGAGAUCGACCCCCAGAUCCAGCAAGUGAAAAACCAGGAGAAGGAGCAGAUCAAGACUCUUAACAAUCAGUUUGCCUCCUUCAUUGACAAGGUGCGCUUCCUGGAGCAGCAGAACAAGGUUCUCUCCACCAAGUGGGAGCUCCUGCAGCAGCAAGGGCCCUCAGGACCCAGGAAGAACCUGGACGUCAUCUUCGAAAACUACAUCCAGGGCCUGAGGCGACAGCUGGACUCCAUUCUGGCACAGAGGGGACAGCUGGAAUCUGAGCUGCAGAACAUGCAGCAAUAUGUUGAGGAUUACAAAAACAAGUAUGAGGAAGAGAUCAACAGGCGCACAACAGCUGAGAACGAGUUUGUGGUGCUCAAGAAGGACGUGGACACUGCCUACAUGACCAAGGUGGAGUUGGAAGCCAAGGUGGGAGCCCUGACCGAUGAAAUUAACUUCCUGAGGGCCAUCUAUGAUGAGGAACUGUCUCAGAUGCAGACAAUCAGCCGGGACUUGUCCGUGGUGGUGUCUAUGGACAACAACCGGCACCUGGACCUGGACAGCAUCAUUGAGGAGGUCAGACGCCAGUAUGAGCAGAUUGCCCAGAGCAGCAGAGCUGAAGCUGAGGCUUGGUACCAGAGCCAGUAUGAACAACUGCAGAACACGGCUGGAAUGCAUGGGGACAGCCUGCGCAACACCAAGAUCGAGAUCCAGGAACUGACCAGGAAUGUCCAGCGGCUGCGGGCUGAGAUUGAGAAUGUGAAGAAACAGAACCAGCAGCUGCAGGCAGCUAUUGCUGAGGCUGAGGAGCGGGGUGAGAUGGCCCUGAAGGAUGCCAGGGUGAAACUGGAAGAGCUGGAAAGGGAGGUGGAGGUGGUGGACAGUGCGGAGGUUUCAGCAGCAGGAGCCUCCAUAACAUGGGUAGCAGCAGAGGCUUUGCUGCUGGUGGGUGUUAUGGUGGUGGAGGCUAUGGAGGCAGAAUGGGUGGCUACGGAGGAGGAAUAG
Numida meleagris (helmeted guineafowl) is the source of this 1610-nucleotide messenger RNA. Its product is annotated as keratin, type II cytoskeletal 3-like. The transcript has 8 exons. The record is from RefSeq and is a predicted model, not a curated record. Gene Ontology annotation, biological process: keratinization; intermediate filament organization. Lineage: Eukaryota; Metazoa; Chordata; Aves; Galliformes; Numididae. Gene Ontology annotation, molecular function: structural constituent of skin epidermis. Gene Ontology annotation, cellular component: keratin filament. The coding region runs from base 99 to 1610 and encodes 503 amino acids.